This is a messenger RNA of Lethenteron reissneri (Far Eastern brook lamprey), 8285 nucleotides long. RefSeq lists its product as uncharacterized. Gene Ontology annotation, biological process: signal transduction. The record is from RefSeq and is a predicted model, not a curated record. NCBI's taxonomy places the organism in Eukaryota, Metazoa, Chordata, Hyperoartia, Petromyzontiformes, Petromyzontidae. Gene Ontology annotation, molecular function: molecular adaptor activity.
GGUGUGUAAACAACAACAACAACAUCAGCAGCAGCAGCAACAGGAGCAGCAGCGAGGAGGAAAAGGCGGCCCGGGGCGUGGAGUGUAAUCCGCAGUGCAAGGGACUCGUGGCGUUACCGAUCGGUACCCCGCAUACAACGUGGCCGACUUCGCAUUCAGAAGAUUGUAGAAGGAGGGGAAGAUGAAGACAUCUUUGAGCAGCCACUCACAAGAGAGCGAAGAGUGGCGAAGCUGAGGCAGCAACUUCACGAGACUCUUGCCGAUCUGGAGAAACUUUGCAAGGAGGCCAAGAGUGAUGAGGUGACCACGACAUUAAGCGACGGCCUCGUGCGGGUGGACGAGAUGGUGAGGGAGCUCUGUGAGCAAGUGGACGACUUCGACCAGGAAUCGCCCGGCGGGGACAUUGAGUUCUUCACCGGCUCGUCAGCGAGGGAGGUCGCCUGGCGGAGCCGAGAGGAUGAGCUGAGGGAGGAGUUGAACAACGAUUUCAAAAAGCAGGCGUCCAGACUGAGCCUACAGCACAAAAUCGAGAUGGGGGCCUUGAUCUGCGGUCACAAGAAGUCCAUUGAGAAGUACUUGGAGCACAAAGUGAAGGCCGAGCAGCACGCAAAGCUCCUGCGAGAAGUCAACAAGGAACUGGGGCUGAAGGCCAAGGGCUUGAAGCGGCGCGCCGAGCUGAUGCAGCAGACAAUGCAGGGUCUGCGCGAGCAGCUGGCGCUGGCGCUCAACGCCAACACGGAGCUCGAGUUCGAAUCGUUGCAGGAGGUGGAGAACUACCGUGUGCGGGUGGACAUGAUGGAGCGCGACGCCAAGGAGAGCGAGCGGCUGCGUUAUAGCGAGGACGAUGUCAAGAGGCUCGUGGAGGACCUGGAGAGAAGCCACAUGCGGGAACUGGAGGAGGUCGUGGAGGAAGAGCGGGGCCGGCGGGCAGAGGAAUUUGUGGCGAUGCAGAGUGACCUUCGCUCCGAGCAUCGGAAGGAAAUGGAACUCGCAGAACUACAGAUGGAUGCACUGAGGCAGGCGUUGGAACAAAGGCACUCGCAACCGCUUCCCGCAUCGGCUGCAGAUGGGGAAGGGGAGAGUGGCGAGGGUUCGAACAAACACGCUGCAAAUGUCGAGGCUCGUGCUGAGCUGGAGGCCGAGAGCGCGAGUCGGGAGCAGCAGCAGCAGGAGGAGAAGCAGGAGGAAAAGCGACGCUGCGAGUACGGUCAGCAGCUGGCUGCCUUACAGGAGGAGCUGGUGCACGUUCUCUCGCUCCUGAACGACGCCGAAGCUGCUGGAGGUGAUGCGGAGGAGGCUCCUCGAGGUGCCGAUGGCAAUUCAAUCGCCGACGCCAAGAGCGCCGGCGUGAAAACGGCCACGUUGAGUCCAGAGCUGCAGCAACUGCUUGCGGUAAGGGGGCUAUGCCGAGCACUACGGCAGCGUCUCGGCGCUCCCCCGCAGCAGUGCAGAGACAUUGUGCCCCUGUCAGCACUCACGACGUCGCAAGAGGAGCUCUCCGUGUUCGAGCAGGAGAGGGCGUCCCUGAAGGAGCAGCUACCGACUCGCCAAGAGAAGGGAAGAGGAGAGCUAACUGGGGAGGCGGCUGUGAAAGGCGGCACGGCGGACGUUCAUGACGGAGCGGCAGAGUCGUUGGAGGAGCUGGGGAGGUCUUCCCUCAAGCUUGAGCAGCCUCCCAGCAGCCUGCAAGCCCAGAGGGCAGCUCUGCAGAAGGAGCGGGAGGAGGUGUUCCGAGCCGGCUGGCGCCUGCGGGAGCUACUGCUCGAGUGCGGCCACCUGGUCCGGGGCGCGCCCAGCCCCGGGCCCUCCCCGAGCCGUGGGCGUGCCGAAGGGGCGGCUCCUGUUGCUGACGAGCCUCUGAGUCUGUGGGCCCUGCUGGAGGAGCUGGAGACUCGGCUGAGGACCCAAGUCUCUGCAGACGCCACGUCGCUACAGGGAGCCACAGUCCAACUCUUCACCAUCUCGGAGGAGCCCGAGGAAGCCACCCCUGACGUGGCGAACCCAGAGAAGCCGAGGAAGAAAGAGAAACUCAAGAAGGCGCUCCGGGACAAGAAGGCGCGGGCCGCUCGCAUUGCGUCCGACGUGCCACCGCCACCACGGCCCCUUCCGCUGGGCCCCAAUGGGGCUUCGCCGACCUCCAUGGAGCCGGCCCCCGAGGGUUCGGUGUGGGCGGCAGGCGCCGAGCUGGGCAUGUGCGAGGUGCUCACCACCGUGCCGCUGCCGCCUGGUGUGGUCGCACCGCCUGGCGCCGAGGGCCACAUCAGCGUGCGCACGCGGAUCUUCCGCUACCACGAUGAGGCGGACGAUGCGAGCGGGGCACGCAUCGCCACCGAGAUCGCGCUGCCUACACCACCAUACCGGAGUGAACAGGCAUACGAGGUGGAGACCAGGCUCAUACAGGACACCACGAGGACGGGUGCCAGGGUGGCUCGCGAGAUCACGAGCCGAGUGGAGAGCGAUGCACGGAGCGGCAAAAUCCCGAAGCAAACACGAGGCUCACUGGGCAACUCGACGGAAGGUCUGCCAGGCUGGCCGGGUGGCCCUCGGCUAGGAACAGCGACGGACACAGUCCACCCACAGCCGGAAGGUGGCUUGACGGAGCCGGUGGGGAGCAGCCUCUCGGCAGGGAAGCGUCAAACCGAACAAGAUAACGAAGGAGAUAACAAUGAAGGAGAUGCCGUGGAACCAAAAUCUACGGCGGACGGGCGGCUCGGAGGGCUGCAGGCAGACACAAGGGAGCUUGGCUCCCUCAUGGCUCAGAAGGAUUCGGAAAUCGAGUCUCUGCUGGUGCAGCUGAAGAGCCGCGAGGAGGAGGCCCAUAGCCUGCACGGCCAGGUCUCCGACAUGGCCUCCGAGCUGCACACGCUGCACGGGCAGAUCCAGGAAAUGGCGCGGCAGAGGAGUCCGCUGGAGGCCACGGAAAGUGACAACAGGGCUCUGAGAAAUAACCUGACACAAGGGGACUUGAAUGGUCCGCCAGAGCAUUCUGCUAAUGAGGCUGGGAAUGGGAUGCUCAGCAGCCAGCUCUCUGAUAAAGAUGCACCAAAGGGAUCGGUGAACUCCCCCGGGAAGGAGUUUGGGAAUGACGAGGGAUGUGAUGGUGACAAUGAUAAUAAUAGUAGUAACGUGGAUGAUGACGCCAACCUCAGGGCUCUGUCAAAAAGCAACGAGCGCAUAGAAGAGCUUGAAGAAACAAUCCGAGAGAAAGACAGUGAGAUCGGUACAAUGGGUCAUCAGGUGCAGGAGCUGAGGUUCCAGCUGCAGGAGCGUUCCGCAUUGGGGGAGGCGGCCGCCACCGCCUCCUCCUCCACUCAGACCGACGGUCACACCGACUCCGAAGCUCCGGUGGGCAGUGAUGGACCUCAGCAGUCUCAUGCACGGCCGGUACAGGCUGAAGGCGACGACCUGAAUGCGGUGGCGACACGUCUGACGAGAGAAGAUGGCGGCAUUGGGCAGAGAGGUCCCCCCGAGGGCCGCCCCAUCGUGGGUGACGUGGCCGACGGGCUUCAGCUCUCAGUGAAGCAGCUGGGUCCCGGCAGAGAGAGCGACGGACUCGGCUCCGAAGAAAACGCGCGGCAGCAAGACCCACGGCCACCGGAGGGCGAGGGCACAACCCACGGCGAUGGCAGUGCAGAUUGCCAUGGAGACGUGGAGCAGCGGCCGGGUCGUGGCAUGGAGGAGGAGGAAAACGAGGAGAGGUUCCAUCAGCGCCUCCUGGAGGAUGAGGAUGUUAAGAUGCUGCUUACGCGCAUCAGGCAGACUGACCAGGAGUUGGUUCACGUCAACCUGCAGCUCGCCCAGCAGGGUGCUCCUCUAGGGGACAGUAGCCUGCUGAGCCAGCUGCUGCGCCAGUUGGCGGGGCUCACGGAGCAUGUGUGCUCGCUCACCGCCGAGAAGGCGGCCCUGCGCCGGACCGUGCUCGCCAUGGAAAGGGAGAAUGGGCACGCUGGGAACGCCCACCCGGCACGACGGGCCACCUCGGAGCCUGGUGGCCACGCCAGCGGUCAGCCGGGCGUGGGAGAGGCUCACGAUGGGAGCCACGUGCAGGAGGAAGAGGAGCGGGAGGAUUGUGAGCAAGACCCUUUUGAGUCUGGACGCAUCCCUACGCCGUACGUGCCAGCUGGCAAGUUCGCCGAGGUGUACGAGCAGUUCCUGCAAAGCGAGCGACACCGGCGAUCACUCGUCUUCCAGAAGCAGUACCUGCUGCUCGCGCUCAGCUGGGAGUUGGGGCGGAGAGACAGUGUGGGGGGGAUGACGGCGAUGACGACAGCGACGGCGGAGAGUGGCACGGCCCUCAAGAGGCUGCGCAUCGCCGUCAGGGCCGUCAUGGCCGCACGCAGGUUUCAGCUGCAAGGCCAUGACAGGCAGCUCUACUACCAGCUCCCAGGGGCCCAGCAGGAGCACCAAGCCUUGAUCCCCUCUCCAUACAUGGACUGUGAUGGCUGCUGUCUGCAUGGGAGUGCUCGCCACUUAUCCAGGGUGUCAUCAUGUGUGUCUUUAGACGGCGAUGGACGCCGCCAAGGCCGGCGGCGUGGGCACGGGCAUGCCUGCACAUGCGCUCUGUGCGCUGGCGACCAUGGCGACCCCGACAAGGCCCUGCUGGACUACAUCAGCAAGCUGGAUGACAUCCAGUUGAGGCUGGGCCAGCACUACGCAGAGCCGCUGCUGGUGCAAUACAGGAGCAAGCGGAUUUAGCCUGGCCUAUGGACAACCCAGCACCAGCAAGGGAACUCCCUCCCAGCGACGUGCCCGGCAGACCCACCUCCGGUUGACGAUGCGGUGAUGCCCUCCGUUGGCAACUCGACGCAAUCACCAGCAGUGUGAGGAAAGUGUGAAUUUGUUGUUAUAUGAUAACUGGCGGUCUUGGAACUGUGAUCAGAAUGAUUACCGGUUCCAAAAGUCAGGAGGCGGAAAUCGUUUCCAGUAGAGCGUUAGUGAUGAAUGAAUGGACCAAUUCUCCUGCCUGAAUGUACAGCCAUCUGGAACGAUCUUCUUUCCGAUAUUAGGAUGCCACUGGACCUAUGCACUUUUAAAUCUAGAUUGAAAAUGAAUUUCUUUAGAACUGCUUUUAGUGUUUAGUUUGUUGUCCUUCCCCCACACCUCCGCUUGGCACAGUUGCAAAAGAAGUUCAACCUACAUAGGAACUGCAUGGCACUUGCCACUCUUGGUCUGCUAUCUAUGGGAUCCUUUUUGUUAGGAUGAAGAUGAUUAAACAAAUAAAAGGCUUUACCCUUUCCAGCAAGAAUACAGGAGGUGUUAAGAUGUCCAAACACCAAAUAGACACCUAUGAUCACAAGGCAUCAAGUCUGCAUUAGCCACACAUUUUUUCAUCAUCUUGAUACCGGCACAAAGGUUUCCCAUAGAUAUAACUGCUCCACCCGAAUGGUUAAUGCUUUGAUAUUUGCAGUCUUUUCCCACAUCUCCAAUUCGCUUGGUUUGCUAUGUAUGCUGCGAAAGAAGUUCUACAUAUACAUAUGUUUUUGAGCUGUUGGCCUUUUGGCAUUGUCCUCUGGUGUAACACCAAUGAGACAAGGCUAUAAAGGAAGCUGUCACUGGUGUAAGCCAAUCCGUUUCAAGGACAAUGCAUGCAUGAUCAUCAAAAUAUGUUUGUUUGCAUGUUUUACCACAAGAAUGUGUAGUUAAUUUCGACUUGAUGCAUUGCAAUAGGUGUCUGUGGUGUUUGGUCAUCUUAAAACCUCCUGUAUUAUUGCCACAAAGGGUAAAGCUAAUUCUUUUUUCAUGAUCUCGAUCUCUUCUUCCACUAUCCUCGAAGAGGUAGGCAUACCCAUACUUUACCCCACUACACUCAACCUGCCAAUCGACUGUUUGUGUUUAACUUACUUGUAACUGCCAUGUCGGGAGGUAGAAGUAUAACCGGUGACCUCUGCAAUGCAAGUCCAGGGUGUGAACCGUUAUGCCACCACUGUUUUUCAGUAAAAAUUGUAAAAAAAAAGUUGUGUUUAUUGCUAACGAUUUUGCCAUGCGAUAUUCAAUGCCGUUUUGUCAAAAAAGUUGUAACUGUUAAAUAUCCCGUGGAGUCAUCCAAAGAAAAGAGGUAAUUGCCAACCACGAUUACAGUUUAGAGUUUGGUUUAUGCCACAUUCCCUGCUCAGUGGAGCAAAACUAUCUGGGAAUAACACCGCCCCAGUCAUCAGAUCCUGUUCUUAUCUGUCACGAGAUCUUGCCAGCACACUUAAAAUAGUCAACAAGUCGAAGCGAGUUUCUACUCAAAUUAGCAUUUGAUGUACUAGUACUCAUUUUUAUUUGGAUCUUUCGUGACUGCAGGAAUCCAUAUUCUUUGGUUCUUUCGGUAAAGUCACGUAGGUAGAAAAUUAAUAGAUCACGAUGUUUCGAUCGCAACACAAGCAAUCGUCAUCAGGUGGGACAACAGCAGUUUUUUCUUGCUGUGGUUGUCCCACCUGAUGAUGAUUGCUUGUGUUGCGAUCGAAACGUCGUGAUCUAUUAUUUUUCUACCUACGUGACUUUACCGAAAGAACCAAACAAUAUGAUACUCAUCUGUUUACAGCACUGAGCCAGUGGUGGAAAGUCGUUGUUUGUAUAGUAGUCAAGGACGACAAAGUACAAAUAAUUUAAUCCACUCCGCAGGGAUGGAUGAUGGGCUGAGUCAGCCGGCAACCAGGAUUUGAACUCACAACCUUCCUUCCGAUUGCGAGCCUCACUCAACGGUGAACUGAAUUGAUACAACAUCAACAUGUGGGAUAACUGAAACUGGAUGGAUUGAUGGGUGCAGAGAUAUGGCCCAGCCGUAACAGAUUCACCACUUGUUGCAGAGGUUCGUGGUUCGAAUACAGCAGCCACCCUGGUUUAUCACUGCGCUGUAAUAACCAUAAUAAUACCACGUGCCAUCUGCUUGAGAGUGAAUGUUCAAGAUUUCGUGACGUCAUUCGCAAGAGCAAGCCAUUUUGUGGCGACAUCACGGUCAAAAUUUGCACAUCUUAAAAAUAACCUGAAAUUUACUCAAUUGGAAUUAUACAUGACAAUUAUCGCCACCUGCUGCGCAAACUUGAGUCACGAGACUUGGUGAUGCUUUUCUUGGUAAACCAAGUGAAAACAAAUACAUAAAUAAAUAUGCUGUAAAGUUACUGAAGCUGAACUAUUUUUUCCCCUCAAUUAUGGGAGGAAACCACUUCACAUUUCUUUUUACAAACCAUUUUUAUUAUAGUUUUAUUGCUGGAUGGUGAACAUCCGGGAUUUAUUCAACAUAAUGAGACCCAUUCGUCAUGCUUGCUGUUGACAUGAGCUUAGGUAACCUUAUGCAUUGUAACGUGUAUUUGGUGGCCCGUGUAAUCUCAUGCAGCUCUCCAUCUUCAUGCCACACACAGCUUCUCAGCCAUUCUAACGCUACAUUCGUGACUAGCAUCACUGGUCACAUUGGUAUGCUGAUGAUCCAUAACACAAGUGAAAUCGGUGCCGCUGAUAGAUCGUUUAAUUUGUACUUAUUACUAUUGACGGUUGGAUCUAAUUUACAAGUGAUCUGUUGAAACCUGUGCACUUACUCACUUCUCACACAAAAGACCAGAUGCUGUGUGAUGCCGUGUGUCUGUGUGCGCAAUGGAAUUCAUACUACUGUUGUCUUUAGGAGUCCCGCAUCUCUGCCUGUGAGUUUGGAGGACUGCAUUUGCAAUAUAGUGAGCAGCAGCAUGCAUGUAGCUGGCAUGCACGGGUCUGUGAUGAUUGGGUAGGGCACGGCACAUGGUACAUCACAAUAAAAAUAAAACACGUAGUGCCUUAGUAUGCGAUUGCACUACAAUUAACACUGAAUAUAAUUCCAAAGCAUGGAGGAGUUUAGCCGUCUCAAGACACCGAUCCUGAAACCCAGUCUUAAUACACAGAUCCUGAAACCCGGUCUUCAUACACUGAACUUGAGACCUGGUCUCAAGACAAUGAAUCUGAUACUAAUAAUGUUUGUACAAAGCUAAAGAAUAAUACAUUAACAAGGCUGUGUAUUUCUGAUGUGUAUAACAAGUCGCUAAAACUGCUAUUAUGAUUGUAAACUACCAAGAGCCUGAAAGUAUAGCCUGAUUUAAAUUAAAUUUGGGAGUAUUUGAAUGCUUUGAAGUUUACAUUUUGUCCAUGGCAUAAAUGCUGAUAUGCUUUCAGGGAAUAUGGAAACGCGUAUUGUUUUAUCAGUGCUUUAAGCUGCCUCCUAACCGGGUUUUUCUGUACUUUUUCCCCUGUGUGUUUUCCAAACGGGGCGUGCAACUUUGCUGUACUCUUCAUGAUGUUGGCUAUUUGGUUUCAAAUUAAUAAAGCUCUGCAACUGU